AUGGACGUCCAUCUCCUGAUAUACGACCUCUCCAGAGGUCUGGCCCGCCAGAUGUCGAUAGAUCUGCUCGGAUUUCAGUUGGACGCUAUCUAUCACACAUCCAUCGAACUCCAAGGACGGGAGUACGUAUACGACGGCAAUAUCGUCGAUAUCGUUCCGGGGACCUCCCAUCUUGGGCAACCCCUCCAGAGGAUGUAUCUGGGGAAGACGGAGUAAGAGUAUCUUGAUUCCCUCCGUGAGAUCUAUACCGUUGAGGUUGGUGCCCAACUCUUGAAGUGUACCAAGAUCAUUCCUCACUCACGCUCUCAGGCUUAUGAUCUCUUCCGGCACAACUGCAACAACUUCUCCAACGACUUUGCCAUGUUCCUCUUGGGAAAGGGCAUCCCUGAGCACAUCAUCAAUAUGCCACAGGCCGUGCUAGAGUCCCCCCUCGGGCAGAUGAUCAUGCCCAUGCUGAACGAGCAAGUCCGGGCAACUAAACAGCAACGAGGAGGCAUUCUCGGCAUCCAGCAACAGACCCCCGGCAGCUCAGUCAGACCUCAAUCCGAGCUACACCACCAUCCUGGCAAGGUACACAAUGUCUCCAGCCUAUCUCAGCUCGACGACCUGCUGGCGAAAUACCAGAGCUCGUGUGCUGUGGUCUUCUUUACCAGCGCGACCUGCCCCCCUUGCAAGUUGCUUUACCCUCUGUAUGAUUCCCUAGCGGCCGAGAUCGGUGCGAAAGGCGCCCUGAUCAAAAUCGAUGUUUCGCAGGCUUUUGACGUUGGUGCCCGAUACGCCAUUACGGCAACACCAACCUUUAUAACCUUUCUCAAAGGAAAGCAGGAGAAUCGCUGGUCUGGAGCCGAUCCGGCUGCUCUACGCGGAAAUGUUCAACUUCUGGUGCAGAUGGCAUGGCCGCCGCACCCACAUGAGAAGCUCGGUCUGCAUAUGUUCUCCAACCCAGGAAGCAACAAGCCUGUCAUCUUCUCAAAGACACCUCCCUUGGAUAAAGUUCUCUCUAAACUUGGCAAUGCUGCAUCGGACCCAGCCGUGAAGGCUCUCAUCCACUUUCUCGAAUCCCGAGCAUCCCAAGGCCCAGCCGAAGCGCCAUUACCCAAUCUGGCCGCAUUCACCACACUUCUACGAAACUCUCUGUCCUCCCUCCCCGCAGACAACCUCUUCCCACUAAUUGACCUCCUCCGCGCUGCUCUCUCCGACCCUCGCGUCAGCGGUCUCCUCGCCGAGGAAGAAACCCCCUCAUCCCACACCACCAUCUCCUCGAUCCUAACCCACGUCAACACUACCGACCCGGAAUCUCCCUCCUCUUACCCCCUCCGUCUUGUCACCCUUCAGUUCGUCGCAAACCUCUUCUCCUCCCCUCUCUACCCCCCCCACAUCCUUUCCUCGCCCAACCUCCUCUCGGGCAUCACUCAGCUCCUGACCACGUCCCUCCUCGACACGUCCCACUCCCGAGCCCGCGUCGCGGCUGCGAGCUUGUUGUAUAACCUUGCAUUGGCGAACCAAAACUUGCACAUCUCCCCUUCGUCCAAUACCACCUCACGACCGUAUGAGGGAUUGCCUGAGGGGGAACAGCUCGAGUUAGCCGCGGCUGUGGUUGAGGGGAUUAGGAAUGAGGAAAAGUCUGGUGAGGCACUUGAGGGGAUGGUGCGUGCGCUGGGGUGGUUGGUGUAUAAGUGUGAUGUGGACGGGGCGGUGGCGGAUUGCGUAAGGGCGUUGGAGGCCGGGGAGGUUGUCAAGGGGAAGGAAGGGAAGUUUGGAGAUGGUGUGGAUGAAGUUGUGGGGCAGGUGGGGAGGUUGUUGACAAAGGGGUUGUGA
Molecule: messenger RNA, 1818 nt
Organism: Thermochaetoides thermophila DSM 1495
Lineage: Eukaryota; Fungi; Ascomycota; Sordariomycetes; Sordariales; Chaetomiaceae
Source: the annotation of a RefSeq genome assembly